Triplophysa rosa is the source of this 4695-nucleotide messenger RNA. RefSeq names its product titin-like. The transcript is spliced from 7 exons. Bases 524 to 3487 code for a protein of 987 amino acids. Lineage: Eukaryota; Metazoa; Chordata; Actinopteri; Cypriniformes; Nemacheilidae. The record is from RefSeq and is a predicted model, not a curated record.
UCAAUAUUUACUGUAAAGUGUGUACAGAUGAAUAUUUAUUUAAAGUAUUUGUUAUGGUAGGCCAAAAGAUGUCGCUAUAAUCACACCAACUUGAUUCUAUCGAGUUGUUAAUGCAGUUAAAAUGCUGUGCACUGUUCGGUGAGAAGAGAAACUAAAAACAAAGGCUGUGAAAUAUAAUAAAAAUGGUUACUGAAAAAUAAAUGUGAAAAUAACAGAGAACUUUUUUAAAAGUCGAUACGUUCAUUUGUUGAUAUUAGUAAUAUAUAUUUAUAUUUUUUAGUACAAAUCUGUCUAUAAACUUAUAUACACAUCCUUAUUAAAAUAGUGUCCAAUUCUCUUUUGCAUCUAACCAGACGAUAUGCGUUCACAAUUUCUUUUUCUAGGUUGCUUAACAGGUGUCUCAGAUUUGCCGGUCGACGUGCACUAAUUGUUCUCAUAAGAUCCUUUACAUUUCAGGCAAUUGAAAUCACCCGGGUUUUUUGCGACACACUAGUGUGGUGCGUAUGCAAAACCUUCUAAUCGAAUGGCGCUCAAAGACACGCAAACCCUGACGUGUUUACUUUUUAUCUGGUCUAAUUUAAUCGAAGUAAGUAGUCGUGUGGCAUUUAAUGAGGGAAGAAGAACCCAUUCAGUGGGCUCUUUUAACAAACAUGCACGAGUGAUUGAGUCAUAUGAUCGUGAGGAUAGCGAAGCAAAAUCUGGAGCGCAAAUUGGGCGUCUCAUUCUUGGGCAAAACCGAAGUCCAAAUGAUAAAGGUGACGGCGAUCGGCCCUGCAACGACAAGAGCGCAUCUCGAUCAGAUGAUGAAGGCUGGGUGAAUCUGCAACCACUUUGGGGGCAGGUCUAUGGUCAGAACACCCUGUAUACGCCAGCAGUAGAAGAGCUACUUGGAAUGAAACCCAAGGUUGAUUGUGUUGGCGAUUUGAUGAAACUGACAAUUCAUGGCAGAAAUGCUUCCUUUGGCUCCAACUUUCUCAUUGACCGAGGAAGCAUUUCACCGCUUCCAUUAUCACAGUUACCUUCAGAAUGUGGCCAUACACUGCUAAGAACAUGGAGGGACUUUGUUUUCGUCAUACCUUAUGAUGGAUGUUACGUGUCACAGGAGAGAAACAUGUACAUUCUUCCCUUGCUUUGGUGGGGAUUGCCUAUAAGAAUGUCUUGUUCUUCCUCGACCUUAGCUCAAAGUAGCCCACAUGUGUCUUGUUACAAUAACGGUAUGAUUGUGAAGCUACAGAGGGAUGCAACUGUUAAUCUGAGGGUCAAAGUGAUGAAUGAAUGGCAUCCUCUAACGAAAGCAUCAGCUAAAUGUGGAUACAGCUUGGUGUCACAUCCAGAUGGCAUAGUCAUCCAUGUCCCAUAUAUGCCAUGCACAGAGGCAAAGGAUGGGAUGUUCAGCCUCACCAUGGCAAAGGAGAAAGAGUUUAAUCUGUCCUGUCCAGCUUUGUCACUUAGUCUUCCGAUAACUGAGUCCGAUCAUCCAUCUAAAAAUGAUACUUCUAUUUCCAGUUCUCUUGUUUCAUCAACGCUCUCUCCAAUCAUCAUCACUAGUGUUGAAACCACUAAGCCAACAGAGAGUCAAACAACCUCCACAAGUUCAACCAUGCAGAAAUUGUUUCCGGCUCCCCUCCCGUAUCACAUCCCUGGGCACCCAUAUUUUCAACCAGUUUCCCCCUUUCACCUUUUUCUGCUUUUUCAUCCAAAUGUUCCUCCAACAGUUGCUCCUCAGGUUGUUGUUACCCCAUUGCCUAUUACCCAAGGGCCACAAACACCCGUUUACCCCAAACCCUAUGACCCAAAACCACCUCAAACUUGGUACCCUAAUCCCAAUUUGGUUCCUGCCCCUGAUCCCACUCGAAGUUUACUCAUUCUGCCUCCAAGAGAAUCUUUGUUGCCACCAACUGAGGUUCCUAAAACCUCUCUUAAUCCCUUGGUUUAUUUGCUAAAACCUAAAUGUUUUACUCUUCAAGAUAAAACCACUCAUGGGAAACCUCCUGUGCCUGUGUAUCCUCCUGGCAAAUUGGUGUAUCCUUUCUAUUCUGAAAAACCUGGAUUUGACACCACCUCGGUGGCCUUGGGUCAAGUUCCCCAAUGGCUUUAUACCUCCCAAACCCGACAAAGACCUGAUGAUCCCCUGCAAUUGAAACCCUCUGAGCAACAUGCUUCACCUAAACCCGAGUUGGCACCGCCCACACCUGCCCCUACAAGGAAGGUGGAACCACUUCAACUCCUUCACUUCCCGUGGUACAAACCCUUCCCCCGGUACAAACCCUUCCCACAACAACAUUUAGAGAUGCCAUCAGUUCCUACAAAAGUCCCCCAUGGUACUGAAGCAUUCCCUCCAUAUCCACAACCCUCCAUGCAUCCAGACUACUCCGAUACUAAGGGUCCUCCUCUAAGCAUGCACUUUGAUUUGUCCAAUGCACUUUCUUUUCACUGUCCAACUUUUUGCCCUGGACCCCCUUCAAUAUCCUACCACCAUCACAACUACCACCAUUUUGGUCAUCCUUUUCCUGUGCCUUAUCUGGGCUCUUCUCGUCAUGCUAAAUUAACAGAAGAGAUUCAGUCCUCUCCCGCUCAGCCUCCUGGUACUAACCCGUUUCCCUUUAUUCAGGGCAUGGGUUAUAAUUAUAGCCCAUAUUCUUCAAACGUUGAAGCUUUACCAUCAGCGACGCAAUAUGUGGCACCUACUGAAAGUCCUGUCAUCAAGACUACCCGUGCUCCUGAAAGUGAGCCUUUGAUAAGACCGACUAAAUGUCCGUAUAUUUUUAGAACAUUGGCAUCAAAUUUGGUCUCUUUUCAGUCUGCAGUGAAACCUGCAAAUAUUCCUCAUUUUGUACACCCUUGGCCUACCAAGCCGAUUUCUAGAUCUUCACAAAAUGCGCCAAUUGCGGAGUCUGUUGCCCAUUCAGUUCAAAGCCCAAAACUUACCCUUUACCAGGCUGAGAUGCAGCAUUAUAUUUCCCAAUGGAGACAACACAUGCCAACGUUUGCCGCUCCACACAGUGCUGGACCAUUUUCACAGAGCCAGCAUGAAGUUUCUUUAAAACCCACAACAUCCCCAGUUGAUGACAACAGCUUGUCUAACAAUUACUGGUAUCAAGCUGCUUCAUAUCCAAGGCCCCCCACGUCUGAUGCACCUGCAGAAAUCUCAAAGCAAGCGUCUGUAAAUAAUGAUCAUAAUUCACUGCAGUCAACCACACCAUCUCAACCCAAGCAAACUCAAGAUGUGGACCCGCUCAUCCAGCUGAAUGUUCAUCCCUCAAUGCAGAUUCGUGACUCUGUACCAGUGCACACUCAGGUGAAUGAGCCUCAAAACGGAGAACCUUCAGUUCCUAUUUUUAGAGACCCAGAACCAUUUAGCAGCUACUGGGUUCCUGCUGUUCUGUCAAACCAGAAAACUGUGCAUUCUACCCAUUACCCAGAUGGUUCUUUGAGGGGUCCACUCCGGUUUGUCCUAAAGCACAUGGAAAGAAUGAAGCAGCGCUAAAUAAUAAAUGUAUAUAAGUGAACAGAACUGUUAUUGACGUUUUUUAAAGAAUGCCCAUUUGUUUUAAAAAGUAAGGAAUCUUAAGAAUGUAAGCAUUCUUAUUUUUAACUUUGUAUUGUACAACAAACACACAUUUGAUCAGCUGUUUUUUCCUCAAUUAAUUGUCUUGCCUACAUUUAAUAGUUUGAGUUAAAGGCAGAUAUGCUUAUCUUUUUGUUGUAUGAAUUGGCAGAUUAUCCUGUGGUGUGAGGGGAUAAGCGUGAAUAAAUCUGCUAAGAAAAAUGUCAGAGCCACACAAAUCUCUAACUGUAAAUGUUAAAUUUCAAGGAUCAGAAAUUCUGUGUGGCCAGGACUCCGAGGGCAAAUGUGCGAACACGGUUUCAAUUUAUUCUUUUAGUGUGUGGUGUGCUGUCUUGGUCACGUCAUUGUACUCCACACACUAUAGGAAUUAAACCGUUAAAUUGAUUAUUUGUGAUCGCCAUGUUUGUGGUCUCACAUUUUGAAAAUUUAAUAAGCAAAUCUUUUAGUGUAGGCCAGACUUAAGCACAUCACAACAGUGUCAAUAUGCUUAUUCCUUCCAGUGUUGCUUCAGCUUCAUUACUGGUUUUUAUAAACCUACAUUUUGAUGUAUAGACCGUUUCAUUGGAUGCAGGUGCCUGGCCCAAAGUAACUUUCGGUCUGUGUUUGGUUAUAACAAUUUAUUUUAUUUUGAUUUAAUAUUUUGUGUUAUUACUUCUAUAGUGGAGUUUUGGUUCCUUGCCACCGUUGCCAUUGGCUUACUCACUGGGAGACUGUUGAUUUAGUUUAAUCCAUAAAUAUAAACAACUUGCGUUUAACAACACACAUGCACGUUAACAUAUUUUAACAAAUAUAUUCAUUCCGCACGUUUUGUUAUUGCAAAUUGUUCUGAUAUAUUGUAAUUUUAUAUGAAGUAAUUUUAGGCUCCCAGUCCUGAUAACAAUAUUUAAAAUAAUAUACUUAAAUUAAUCAUACCUUGAAUAAUUUACAGUUUCUGACAAUCCACUGAUAUCAGUGUAAAUUGCAUAGCGCACUGGUAUUAAUGUGCAAUAAUACCAUGUAUCUGAAUACCGUAUAUUCUCUUGAAUUCUUCCCCUUGUAUUAUUUUUGUAAAAAAAUUUAUGAUGUAUGUAAAGCUCUUUGCAACAAUGAAAAUUGUGAAAAGCGCUAUAUAAAUAAAAUAAAAUUGA